Cuscuta campestris is the source of this 4006-nucleotide messenger RNA. Lineage: Eukaryota; Viridiplantae; Streptophyta; Magnoliopsida; Solanales; Convolvulaceae. The record is from the annotation of a GenBank genome assembly.
GAGAAGCAUAAAAAAAUUGGGUCUUGGUUAUCUUUCUCGCUUCUUCUUCUUUUUCUCUUCUUCUCUCGCAUCGAUCGAGCAUUUUUUUAAAUACCGUGAACAGAGAUCCCUGUUCGUAUGUUUCAACGAUUGUUCAGAUCUUCUUCGUCAUAUGGAGAACUUCUGUUUGUUUUCUGCGCAGAGCCAUUUCGGGUUUCUUUUCAUCUGAAUUUUAGCUAAGAAUUUCGGAUGACUUCUUCCCGUGUGCUCCACCGUUCUGAAUCUUCAAUCUUGAAUUAGGGUUUCGGCUCGGAUUGCGGGUUUGAAUCGUUGGAGAUGAUAAUCAAGCGGAGCCUGAAAUCGGUAAUGCCGAUUUUGAAGAGGUGCCGGGCUGAAGAGCCGGGCGGAGAUGAAGACGAGGGCCAUAGGAAUCGGAAGAAGAGGAAGGAGAACAGUAAAAAUGGGUAUUACCCGUUGCAUCUGCUUGGGGAAGUCGCGGCGGGUAUAAUUCCCUUUCGUGGGUAUGGUCUACAGAGGAUUCUUGCAGAGGGAGGCAAGGCCUGUGCUGAGGAGACCGUGGUGGCUUCAUGGUGUACUGAGGUUUCAUGUUGCCAGGACGAGGCUGACUUGAAAUCUAAAGUGAAAGAGAGCAUCAAUAGAGUGCAGGAGGUUGCGAGGCCUCCACUUGUGAGGACUUCCAGAGGGCGGGUGCAAGCACUGCCCUCUCGCUUCAAUGACUCUGUUCUUGACAAUUGGAAGAAAGAGAAGAGUAAGGCUACAGUAAAAGACUUGACUUUGGACCCUGAGUUCAAUCCACAUAGAGAAAAAACCAGUUUGAAGAACAACUGUAAAAUUCGUAGUGAAAUUGGAAUUAACAAGGGCCAUGAAGAUAAUCUGAACUACCAAUCCAGUAAGCGUUUGCCACUUUUAGACUAUGAAGCAGUUGAAUUUGGUGUCAACCGGGCAAAAGGCUUUGAUGUUCGGAAGUUUUCUAGUUCCCGGAGUUCACUAACACAUGGGCAUGAUCGUUGCUGGGGAGCAGAUAAGGCUCGGAAUGAUGACUUUGAGGAAUAUGCAGAGCUAAGCUGUGUUGAUGCAUUGGCUAUGUGUGAGGGAGAGAGGGCCUCUCAUAGAUUUUUGCCUGAGAACUUUAACUCUGGUGACAUAGUUUGGGCAAUAUCUGGGAAACAUUGUCCUGCUUGGCCUGCAAUUGUCCUUGAUCCAAAAACACAAGUCCCCCCACAAGUUUCAAACUUUCAAGUUGCGAGAACGGUUUGUGUAAUGUUCUUUGGUUACUCUGGAAACGGGACUCAGAGGGAUUAUGCUUGGAUUCGGCGUGGAAUGAUAUUUCCCUUUCUUGAUUAUGUGGACAGGUUUCAGGGACAGACCAGCUUGAAUGAUAGCACCCCUGAUGACCUACGGUCUGCCAUUGAGGAAGCAUUUCUAGCGGAAAGUGGCUUUAAUGAGAUGUUGAUGGUUGAAAUCAAUGCGGCUGCUGGAAAUCUUGAUUAUCUCCAGUCUAUUACCAGAGGGGCUGUUGAGGUAUCUGUUUCAAAUCAAGAUCUUGAGUGCAAUACACUAAACAAGGAUUUGUUGAUGAAAAGUGGAGAUUCCUGUGAGGCAUGUGGUUCAUAUAUGAUUCCUAAAGUGUCCAGGAAAGUAAAUGAUUUGGCUCCUGGCAGCCACCGCUUAUGCACUGCUUGUACACGGCUGAAGAAAAGUAAACAUUUUUGUGGCAUUUGCAAGAAGAUUCGUAAUCCCUCUGAUAGUGGUACAUGGGUACGCUGUGAUGGUUGCAAAGUUUGGGUGCAUGCUGAGUGUGACAAAAUUUCAAGCAGUAAUUUCAAGGAACUAGGAAACACAGAUUACUAUUGUCCUGAAUGCAAAGCGAGAUUUAAUUUUGAACUAUCUGACUCGGACAAUAUGAAUUCUAAAUCCAAAUAUAACAAAAAGGACAGCCAAGUUGUGCUGCCUGAUAAGGUUUCUGUUGUCUGUGCUGGUGUGGAUGGAAUUUAUUUUCCAAGACUUCAUCUUUUAAAGCUUGUUAUAUCAUGGUGCAUAAGCAGUUUUAAGUUGAAGUCAAUUGUUGCAGAGUUGUCUGCAAAUGUGGGUUUUGCGGAACAGAAAAGCAGGCCCUUAGUGAAUGGGCACGUCAUACAGGUUCGAAAACAAAAGAUUGGAAGACCAGUGUCAAGGUGAAAGAUUCUUUGCUACCGCUGGAGCAAUGGAUGCUACAGAUAGCAGCAUAUCACGAACGGAGUGUUAUUCCAUCCAAACCUAUUAAACGUCCACCUUUGAAAGUUCGAAGGCAGAAACUUCUCUCUUUUCUUCAAGAAAACUAUGAGCCCGUUUAUGCGAAGUGGACAACAGAAAGAUGUGCAGUAUGUCGAUGGGUUGAAGAUUGGGACUAUAACAAAAUCAUCAUUUGCAAUAGGUGUCAAAUAGCUGUGCAUCAAGAAUGCUAUGGAGCACGAAAUCUCCGUGAUUUCACAUCAUGGGUUUGUAGAGCAUGUGAGACACCUGAUAUCGAGCGGGAGUGUUGCCUUUGUCCUGUGAAAGGGGGUGCUUUAAAACCCACAGAUGUGGCUCCAUUGUGGGUUCAUGUUACUUGUGCUUGGUUUCAACCUGAAGUGUGCUUUGCUAGUGAUGAGAAAAUGGAACCAGCUGUUGGAAUCUUGAGAAUUCCUUCAAAUUCAUUUGUUAAGAUAUGUGUUGUGUGCAAGCAAAUACAUGGUUCCUGCACACAAUGUUGCAAGUGUUCCACCUAUUAUCAUGCUAUUUGUGCAUCAAGGGCAGGUUACCGCAUGGAGCUGCAUUGCAUGGAGAAAAAUGGGAAACAAGUAACAAAAAUGGUUUCAUAUUGUGCAUACCACAGGGCUCCAAAUCCCGAUACCGUUUUAAUUAUACAUACUCCAAAAGGAGUCUUCUCUGCUAGAAGCCUCGCUCAGACCAAACACACAGGUUCACGAUUAAUUGCAACAACCAGAUUGGGACUUGAGGAAAUUCCAGCUGCUGAGGGUGAUGAAAUUGAACCAUUUUCAGCAGCAAGAUGUCGUGCCUUUAAACGCCUGAGGAAUAAGACAACAGGAGAAGAAGCCAUUUUCCACCGAGUGAUGGGUCCACGUCGUCAUUCUUUUGCUAAAAUACGCAGCUUGAAUCCAAUAAAAGAAGCAGAGGAGCCUAAAACAUUCUCUACUUUUAGGGAGCGGCUUCGCCAUUUACAGAGAACAGAAAACGAUCGAGUUUGCUUUGGCCGUUCUGGGAUACACAGAUGGGGUCUUUUUGCGCGCCGAAGCAUCCCAGAAGGAGAGAUGGUUCUUGAGUAUCGUGGUGAGCAGGUCAGGCGAAGUAUUGCUGAUCUGAGGGAGACAAAAUAUCGAAUUGAGGGGAAAGACUGCUAUCUUUUUAAGAUAAGUGAAGAGGUUGUGGUGGAUGCCACUGAUAAGGGGAACAUUGCGCGCUUGAUAAAACCAUUCAUGCAUGCCAAACUGCUAUGCAAGGAUUAUGAGUGUUGGUGAUGAUGAAAGCCGGAUUGUAUUAAUAGCAAAGACGAAUGUGUCUGCUGGUGAUGAGCUAACGUAUGAUUACUUGUUUGAUCCUGAUGAAUGUGAUGAGUUCAGAGUUCCUUGCCGCUGUAAAGCUCCCAAUUGCCGAAAGUUCAUGAAUUAGCUUAACAUGGUUUCGUUUCUUCUUUCUUUUUUCUCCUCGAGAAGGAGCUCUAACCGUCUUCCUUGGCUCCCUCACGUCGUCAUAGUAACACACCAGUACAUCAUUCUGUAAUAAUUAAUCUCUUUAUUUAUUUAUUUUUUUUUUUGUCAUUUUUAGGUAGGUGGAGGGGGGAGGCUUGGUUGUUAAUAUUAUUCUCUUUUUGCGUUCUUUUUUUUGGGGCUUAUUCAAUUAUUAUAGGCUAAAAGGUUGGGUCGAGGCGUUUUGUAUAGAUCGGUUGUUUAUUGUGACUGAAUGCUAAUAUGAUCAGUUUUCACUUACAGAGAGAAUAUAGUGGACAGAAAAAAAGGCUUUGCUUGAU